UCUGAGCGGGGUCCGCCACAUGCAGCACAGCAUAGCGGAGAGCUUCACGGACGCCAACGGGGAGACGAGGCUGUACGUCGGGCGAGACAGCGUGUUCCCGGCGCCCUCUGGCUGGCCCGUUCCUCACGACGCCCCCUAUAAACACGUGUUGGAUCGCAACAUCAUGGCUAUAAUUGAGGCCGGUCUUUACGAGAAGUGGGCCGAAAUCAUGCUCGACGACGCCCGCCAGGAGAGCAAGGAGAGACAGCAGCGUGACCAACAGCAGAAUCAGGGGGAAGAAACAGCUGUAGCGGAGACCAACAGCGGCGAGAAACCCCUCACUAUCGUCCACCUCCAGGGCCCUCUCAUACUCCUCCUCCUCGGCCUCAUUUUCAGCGCCUUCACGUUCACUUUGGAGGUUGUUGUUGUGUCUUGGUUUUCCUCGAGGCCGGGCUGAAGAGGUCGCAUUUGGUGCACGGAUGGUUCGUGGUGUCGAAAGGGGUUGUGGGUUGUUGGCGGUAGAACUGACGGUUGAUGUUCGUAUGAUUGUAUUUAUUAAUUUCACUAUUUUUUCUCCGAAUUUCUGUGAUUUUUCUUUAUAUUCACACUAUGUACUCAUUGAUGACAUAUA
Molecule: messenger RNA, 610 nt
Organism: Penaeus vannamei (Pacific white shrimp)
Lineage: Eukaryota; Metazoa; Arthropoda; Malacostraca; Decapoda; Penaeidae
Source: RefSeq, a predicted model, not a curated record